AUGAACGUGAAGAAUCUGUCCAACCUGGCGAUCGUCGUGGGCGGGCUGCUGCUGGCCGGCCGCUCCUGCAUCUAUACCGUCCAGCCCGGUGACAAGGCCCUCCUCAAGAACAACAUCUAUGGGGGGCUGUCCGACAAGGUCUACAGUGAGGGGCUGCUCUUCUACAUGCCCUUCUUUCAGGAGCUGUACACUUAUGACUGCAAGCUGCGCCCCUAUGACAUCGCCUCUGAGACCGGCACCCGCGAUCUGCAGACCGUGCAUAUCGCCAUCCGAGUGCUGCAGCGGCCUCAGACCGAGUCCCUGCCCCGCAUCCACCUGCAGCUGGGCAAACAGUACGAGGCGAAGAUCUUCCCGUCGAUCGGCAACGAGGUGCUGCGGACGGUGGUCGCGCAAUGUUUGUCCUCACCAGACGAUUCGGACCAGCUGCUCAAGAACCGCGAGCAGAUCUCGCAGGAGAUCAAGAAGAACCUGAUCCAGAAGGCUUAGGUCUUCGGGCUGGUGCUGGAGGACGUGUCGAUCAUGCAGCUGUCCUUCAGCAAGGAAUACGCGCACGCCAUCGAGCUCAAGGCCGUGCAGCAGCAGCUGGCGGAGCGGCAGAAGUUCGUCGUCUACAAGGACGAGCAGUACAAGAACGCCCAGAUCAUCGCCUCGGAGGCGGAGGCAGAGGCCGCGCGGCUGAUGAACAAGGCGGUAGAACAAUACGGCGGCACCCAGAUCGAGAUCAAGAAGCUGGAGGCAAGCAAGUACAUUGCAGAGACGUUGGCCAAGAACAGCAACAUUACCUUCCUUCCGGAGCAGGGCAACAUGCUGUUCAACCUGCGCACAUGA
This is a messenger RNA of Hippocampus zosterae (dwarf seahorse), 828 nucleotides long. RefSeq names its product prohibitin-1, mitochondrial-like. The record is from RefSeq and is a predicted model, not a curated record. Gene Ontology annotation, cellular component: mitochondrion; membrane. Gene Ontology annotation, biological process: mitochondrion organization. NCBI's taxonomy places the organism in Eukaryota, Metazoa, Chordata, Actinopteri, Syngnathiformes, Syngnathidae.